Molecule: messenger RNA, 1116 nt
Organism: Enterobius vermicularis (human pinworm)
Lineage: Eukaryota; Metazoa; Nematoda; Chromadorea; Rhabditida; Oxyuridae
Source: the annotation of a GenBank genome assembly
AUGACAGAAGUUUCAGGAAAGUCAAGAAAACAUUACAGCAGAGGAGAGCCAUAUUUCUGUGAACAGUUCAACACCUGUUACACGCAUAAAUUUACUGCUAAAACCGCUUCUGGAAAAGAAGAACGAAUACUUCCAGAAGGGCGUCAUGAAGUACCCUUCUCAUAUACUUUGUCAAAAUCUCUACCAUCGUCUUUUGAGGGUGAAUUUGGAUACAUUAGAUAUACAUGUAAGGCUAUAUGCGAAAGACCAUGGGACUUUGAUAUUGUGAGCAAAAGAGCUUUUACCGUCAUAGGAAUUGAAGAUAUCAACGAAGAUCCCAAGCUUCUGCAACCUUGUACAGUUUCUGUUUCCAAUUCCCCAGUCAGAUUUUGCUGCCUAAAGGAGGGAUCCGUAUCUGCUGAGCUGUCGUUGAACAGAACUGGUUUUACGCCUGGAGAAUUUUUUUUGGUGAAUGCAAAGAUCAAAAAUGAUAGCCAGAAAACAUUGAGAAGUUCUUGUCUGCGGCUGAAACAAAAUGUCACUUACAGGGCUAAAACUUUCGCGGGUUACGAGAAUGUAAAAUUAUCCAGCAAAACAGUUGUAAAGGCUGAACGAGGUGAAAUCGCUCCACAUUCGAGUUAUUCUUGGAACAACGAAAAAAUUGUGAUACCCUCAAUACCGCCGCGAUUAUCGUCGUGUAAAAUAAUUGAGAUUGCAUAUACACUGGAAUUAGACGUAGAUGAUGUUGUAACAGCUGUAAUUCCGAUUCACAUAGGCACAAUUCCAUUUCUUUCCGAUGUGCUCGCCCGGUUACGUAACAACAGAUCGGAUGCAGAUAAUGGUACAGAUGUAGAACCUGAUCACGAAGCACCUGUCCAGGUGACUGUGACAGAUGCUGCUGGUCAUGUCAUGAACGACAGCAAUAUGGAUCGAUUGAGUCCAGAAGCAGAAGCUAACUAUGCGAAAAGGAAAAGAGUACGAAUACCUAGUUCAAUUCUUAGUGAACUGUAUCCAUCGUUACCGAGCCCUUAUUACAAAGAAUCUCAUUUUGGUAAGGUUGACAUACUGGACGAUCGAGAAAAUGUUCAGUACGGCGAGAAGAAUUUUGCUCCGAAAUAUCCCUUCUAUACAGACUAA